Messenger RNA from Heterobilharzia americana, 592 nucleotides. The record is from the annotation of a GenBank genome assembly. Lineage: Eukaryota; Metazoa; Platyhelminthes; Trematoda; Strigeidida; Schistosomatidae.
AUGUCUUUGAUUGACGUUAGUGAUGAAAAAAAACUACAGAAAUUGAUAGAAAAUGAAAGCAAGUUAGUGGUAUGUUUUUCGUCCCCUGCUGUACCUCAAUGUACCCAAGUAUAUGAUGCCCUUACAACGCUCAAUGAGGACUCACUCAACUCAGGAAUUACGUUUGGAAAUGUAGAUGUGGGAACGGUUUCUGAAACUGCGAAGAAGCUAAAAAUUACUUCUGUUCCUACAGUCUUGUUUUUCCAACUAGGUAAAGAAACCAAUCGUGUUUGUGGUGCAAGUAUUCCUGAUAUUACGAAAUCCGUUUUCAGUUUACGAUCAGCAUCGACUAAUGCUUCAGCUAACGAUCUUUCAUCUCGCCUACAGUUCUUAAUUAAUAAGGCACCUAUUAUGCUUUUUAUGAAAGGCAGUCCUGACGAACCUCGAUGUGGCUUCAGUCGCCAAAUUGUUCAGAUUUUGCGUUCGAACAAUGCUAAAUUUGAAACAUUUGAUAUUUUACGUGAUGAAGAAAUCCGGCAAGGUUUGAAAACUUACUCGAACUGGCCAACGUAUCCUCAGUUAUAUGUCAAAGGAGAGUUAGUUGGUGGGGUAG